UUUUUUCUCUCUCCCCUAAGUGCCCGUUGCGGUGCCAGACCAGCAAGCUCCCCUACUGACCAUCGCCUCAUCAUAGAGUGUCGAUCCGGAAGCCUGGCACUCUCCGUGCUAGUGACCUCUGCAACAACAGAGAUAACGUGCUGUUGGCAGAAGGUUUCAAUUAUUCAGAUCAUCAGUUUCAGUCACCCUAUAGCUGUUGUGGACUUGUCGGGGUGAAAACAUUUUGACAAUGCGUGAAUGUAUCAGUGUCCACAUUGGACAGGCCGGUGUCCAGAUUGGCAACUCAUGCUGGGAACUGUAUUGUUUGGAGCAUGGCAUCCAGCCUGAUGGUCAAAUGCCAUCCGACAAAACUGUUGGUAGUGGCGACGAUUCUUUCAACACGUUCUUCAGUGAAACAGGUUCCGGCAAACAUGUUCCUAGAGCAGUCUUUGUAGACUUGGAACCAACUGUUGUGGAUGAAGUUCGCAAUGGCACAUACCGGCAACUGUUUCAUCCGGAACAACUUUUAACUGGCAAAGAAGAUGCCGCCAAUAAUUACGCCAGAGGACAUUACACAAUUGGAAAGGAGAUCGUAGACCUUGUCCAAGACAAGAUCAGAAAGCUGGCCGAGAUGUGCACAGGUCUGCAAGGAUUCUUGUUGUUCCACAGUUUCGGUGGGGGCACUGGCUCGGGGUUUACCUCGCUCCUAAUGGAGAAACUCAGUGUGGACUACGGGAAGAAGUCAAAGUUAGAGUUUUCCAUCUAUCCGGCACCUCAGGUUUCCACUGCGGUUGUCGAGCCGUACAACUCUAUUCUUACAACUCAUACUACUCUGGAACAUUCGGACUGUGCAUUCAUGGUCGAUAAUGAGGCUAUCUAUGACAUCUGUCGCCGUAGCCUUGACAUUGGACGUCCUUCUUACACCAACCUCAACCGUCUGAUUGGACAAAUCGUGUCUUCCAUCACCGCCUCCCUCAGGUUUGACGGCGCCCUAAAUGUGGAUCUUACAGAAUUUCAGACCAACUUAGUGCCGUAUCCACGCAUCCACUUCCCACUGGCCACUUAUGCACCUGUGAUUUCAGCAGAGAAAGCCUGCCACGAACAAUUGACUGUGGCAGAAAUCACCAAUGCUUGCUUUGAACCAGCUAACCAAAUGGUCAAAUGCAAUCCUAUGCAAGGUAAAUAUAUGGCGUGUUGUCUCCUGUACCGAGGUGACGUGGUACCCAAGGAUGUUAAUGUCGCCAUAGCAACAAUUAAAACUAAACGAACCAUACAGUUUGUAGACUGGUGCCCAACUGGUUUUAAGGUAGGGAUCAACUAUCAACCUCCAACUGUAGUGCCUGGAGGUGACCUGGCCAAAGUCAGAAGAGCAGUCUGCAUGUUGAGCAACACCACAGCAGUAGCUGAAGCUUGGGCCAGACUGGACCAUAAGUUUGACUUAAUGUACGCCAAGAGAGCUUUUGUCCACUGGUAUGUGGGCGAAGGCAUGGAGGAAGGAGAGUUUGCUGAGGCUCGAGAAGAUCUAGCUGCCCUGGAAAAAGACUAUGAAGAAGUUGGAGUCGAUUCAAUCGGUGAACAUGCAGAAGAGGGAGGAGAAGACUUCUAAAAGGACAAGGCCUUAGUUUCGUUGUUUACAUUAGUUUCGUUUUUCUUGUCCACUUGUGAUUGAUACAAGUUCCGACUUACUCGUACUUCUUUUAACUGACUGAACUACUCGCACUGUUGAAAUGUAGUUUGGAAACUAGUGUAGGAGUUUUUAGUCCAAUAGGUACCGUUACUUUGCUUGGGUGAAUCAACUGUUAUAAUUACAUUUGUAACCCUAACACCCAACAUUCUAUUAUAUCUAUUUUACCAUUAAUCACUUGUAAUGAAGGUGAUGUGUAUUUUAUAUGAAACAAUCAGUAUUGUUUAAAUGAUACAUUUUUCAUGUUUGUAUGUACUGCUAUGUAGAAUAAUUCCUGUGUGAACUGUUUUUUUUUAUUCCACCAAUAAACUCUGUAUUGAGUGUUACCAAA
Molecule: messenger RNA, 1994 nt
Organism: Biomphalaria glabrata
Lineage: Eukaryota; Metazoa; Mollusca; Gastropoda; Planorbidae
Product: tubulin alpha-1A chain-like
Exons: 10
Coding region: 230-1585 (451 amino acids)
Biological process (GO): microtubule cytoskeleton organization; mitotic cell cycle
Cellular component (GO): microtubule; cytoplasm
Molecular function (GO): structural constituent of cytoskeleton; GTP binding
Source: RefSeq, a predicted model, not a curated record